Tripterygium wilfordii is the source of this 444-nucleotide messenger RNA. RefSeq lists its product as uncharacterized. The transcript is spliced from 2 exons. Bases 1 to 444 code for a protein of 147 amino acids. The record is from RefSeq and is a predicted model, not a curated record. NCBI's taxonomy places the organism in Eukaryota, Viridiplantae, Streptophyta, Magnoliopsida, Celastrales, Celastraceae.
AUGCAGCCGGUAGACUGGGGUAUCUUCUCUUCAAAAGAUAACUGUAGCAUUGAGGAUUCUUGCCUUCGGAGUUGCUGCAGAUUUCAUGGACGAAUUUCAGAAAGUACUGCUAUUGAGAGUGUGAAAUAUUUUGCAAAAGCAAUUAUUUCUAUCUUUGGUCCUGAGUAUUUGAGGUCUCCCAACAGCAAUGAUAUUGAACUACUACUAGCAUUAAACAAAACUCGUGGAUUUCCUGGGAUGCUAGGAAGUAUAGAUUGUAUGCAUUGGAAGUGGAAGAAUUGUCCGACUGCUUGGAAAGGGUCCCAUAACGACAUCAAUGUGUUAGAACGAUCCCAUGUUUUUUCUGAACUAACUCAAGGGCGUGCCUCUAUAGUUAAUUAUUCAAUCAAUGGUCAUAACUAUACAGUGCGAUACUACCUAGCUGAUGGUGUAUAUCCUUCCUGA